CUGCCAUCCGUUGUCUGGAGAAUGCAGCUGCAAAGCUGGCUGGGCCGGGCUGUACUGCAAUGAAACCUGUCCCGCCGGGUACUACGGCGAAGGCUGCCAGCUCCCCUGCCCCUGCCACAACGGCGCAGAUUGCGACAGCAUCACGGGGAAGUGCGUGUGUGCACCAGGAUAUAUGGGAGACGACUGCACCAUUACCUGCGUGGCAGGAACCUACGGAACCAACUGCUCGUCAGUUUGUAAUUGCAAAAAUGAUGGCGCGUGUUCCCCUGUGGAUGGCCUGUGCUAUUGCAAAGAAGGGUGGCAAGGAGUGGACUGCUCCAUUCCAUGCUCGAGUGGAAGCUGGGGUCUUAACUGUAACCAGACGUGUUACUGCGCAAACGGAGCAGCCUGCAGGCCGGCUGAUGGCUUUUGCCUUUGCUCACCAGGAUGGCAAGGGGAGUACUGCGACCAGCCGUGUCCUGAUGGAACAUAUGGUCUUAAUUGCAGUGAACGCUGUGACUGUAGCCAUGCAGAUGGGUGCGAUCCUGUCACCGGGUACUGCUGCUGUCUUGCGGGCUGGACAGGCAUCCACUGCGACAAUAUCUGCACCCAAGGCCGCUGGGGACCAAACUGCUCCAUCUCCUGCAACUGCGAGAACGGGGGCUCCUGCUCCCCAGAAGACGGCACCUGUGACUGCGCACCAGGAUACAGAGGACCCUUGUGCCAGAGAAUUUGCCCCCCUGGCUUUUACGGCCACCACUGCAGUCAGCCGUGCCCUCAGUGCGUGCACAGCAGCGGGCCCUGUCACCACGUGUCAGGACACUGCGACUGCCUGCCUGGAUUCUUUGGCGCUCUCUGCAACCAAG
This is a messenger RNA of Mesitornis unicolor (brown roatelo), 845 nucleotides long. RefSeq lists its product as uncharacterized. NCBI's taxonomy places the organism in Eukaryota, Metazoa, Chordata, Aves, Mesitornithiformes, Mesitornithidae. The record is from RefSeq and is a predicted model, not a curated record. The annotation marks the transcript as partial. The transcript has 6 exons.